Malassezia japonica is the source of this 1920-nucleotide messenger RNA. RefSeq lists its product as uncharacterized. The record is from RefSeq and is a predicted model, not a curated record. NCBI's taxonomy places the organism in Eukaryota, Fungi, Basidiomycota, Malasseziomycetes, Malasseziales, Malasseziaceae. Gene Ontology annotation, biological process: vesicle-mediated transport. The coding region runs from base 1 to 1920 and encodes 639 amino acids. Gene Ontology annotation, molecular function: ubiquitin binding; small GTPase binding; guanyl-nucleotide exchange factor activity. Gene Ontology annotation, cellular component: cytosol; endocytic vesicle. The transcript has a single exon.
AUGGCAAAAGGGGCGAAGGAGCAAGUGGCGGACGACACCGAGAAGGCGACCGAUGUCGGACGCGAUGAAGUGAGCAAGGAGGAAGGAGGUGAUGUACCUGGAGAGAAAGAGAGCAAGAAGGAGGACGUGGGGAGCGACGAGCCGAGCCAGAAGCACGAGGUAGACGCGGGCAACGAGGCGGAUGGGCCCGCUGCAGACGAGCCCGAAGCGGAAAAGGCAGCGAGCGCGCCGGCAGCGAGCGAGCCCAAAGCUGAAAACGCAGCAGACGUGCCAGCACCAAGCGAGCUCGAGACCGAAAAGGCGCCGCAAGCCGACCCCGAGCCAAACGUCGCAUCGACCCCGAGCGACAAGGGCAAGGCCGCCGAUACGGCUCCGCACGCAACGUCCCAGCCCACAGGACCUUCCCCGCCCACGGCGGCACCCGCGACGCCGUCUGCAUCCUCGUCCAGAGCGGAAGCAGCGCCGAAACCCGUCGCUCCAAAGCCCUUCGACUUUAAUCGCUUCCUGGAGCAGAUGAAGCACCGCAGUGCCGUGCCUGUCAACGAGUACGUGCGCAGCUUCUUCCGUGGCUUCACCAAGCGCCCGUACAAGCCCGCGGACCAAGUCAAGCUGAUCUUUGACUUUCUCGACUUUAUCUCGGCACGCAUGGCCGAGGCGUCCGUCUGGGCGUCGCUCUCCGACGCCGACUUUGACCAGGCGACCGAGGCGAUGGAAAAGUUGAUCAUGAACCGCCUGUAUACCUACACAUUUACCCCCGCCAUCGCCCAGGAAGGCCACUGGAGCGUCCAGACAAACGACCUUGAGCGCGAUCAGGUCCUCUCCCAGCGCAUCCGCCUCUUGUCCUGGGUCGAAGAGCGCCAUCUCGACAUGGCGUGCGGCUCGCACUCGCCGCGCUUCAACGACUUUGCAGUGCAGGAGCUGCUCAAGAUCAACCACUACCGCGCGCCCCGCGACAAGAUCAUCUGCAUUCUCAACUGCUGCAAAGUCAUCUUUGGCCUGAUCCGGCACCUCGGAAAAGAGGAGAAUGCCGACGCAUUUGUUCCGCUCCUGAUCCUCGUGCUGCUGCGUGCGAACCCGCCGCACCUCGUGUCGAAUGUCGAGUACAUCUUGCGUUUCAAGAACCCCCACCGCCCGUCGAGCGAGGCGGACUACUACCUCUCGAGCCUGUCCGGCGCCAUCUCGUUUAUUGAAAGCAUGGAUCAUACCCAGCUCUCGAACGUCACUCAAGAAGAGUUUGACGCGCAUGUCCAGCGCGCCGGCGCGGAGUUCGAGGCGGAAGCGGCCGCCGCCGCCGCCGCCGACAACAGCUCGCUGCCGCUCCAUGCACAGGUCGCUGCCGUGUCCAUCGCAGACGACGCGCGCCAGUUCCUGCAGCGCACCGGCGAGGCGGCGCGUGCGGGUCUCACAUCGAGCUUCUCGCGGCCGAUGGGCGCACUCGGCAAGCUGCUGUACGAGCGCAUCGACGAGGCACUCGGGCCGAGCGACGUCCAGCGCCCCCUGCAGACGCCUGCGCCCAGCGCCGCACAGGGGCCCCGGCGUGGCUCCGCGCCGAAUGCGCCGUUGCGCGGCAAUGCGCUCGCCGUGCUCGAGGACGACGACGACGACGUGCGCCGCUCGGACACGUCGCCCGCCUUUGACACGCCUGCGCGUCCUCCGCAGUGGCGCAGCGGCUUUGUUCCCCGCACACUUGCCGACGACGACGAGACGCGCGACUCGCCGUCGCACCACGUCGCGGCGGCGCAGCGCCCCCCCGCGUCCGAGGCGAGCUUCGAGGGGGACACGUCGGUGGACUGGGAGGCCGGAACGCAGACGCUCAAGUCCAUCUUUCCCCAGGCGGAGGACUCGGUGCUGCUGCUUAUCCUGCAAGAGUGCCACGGUAACGUCGAGACGGCCAUCGAUCGUUUACUAGAAAUGACAUAG